Messenger RNA from Knipowitschia caucasica, 1659 nucleotides. The record is from the annotation of a GenBank genome assembly. Lineage: Eukaryota; Metazoa; Chordata; Actinopteri; Gobiiformes; Gobiidae.
AUGCGAGUCAAACAGUUCUUGACCGACGCCAUCAUCGUCGUGAACGGCUCCAAGUUUCAUGUCCACAAGUUGGUCAUGUGCGGCUGCAGCCCUUUCUUCAAAGAUUUAUUCACCACCUGGUCCACUCCGGACAACAUAGUCUUCUAUGUCCCGAACAUCACAAUGUCCAUGAUGCAAGUGUUUAUCAAUUUCGCCUACUCUGGCUGCGUCUCUGUAAACAAAGACAAUGUCCAUGAACUGUUCAUCGCCGCUGACCGCUUCCAAGUGGAGGGAGUGACUCUGGAGUGCUGCAAAGAACUGAGCCGGUCCCUGAGCUCCCAGACCUGCUUCGACACCUGGAGGAUCACCAAGGACUUCUACUAUCCCGAGUUGAAACAGGAAGUGCUGGACUUCAUCCUGAACCGCUUUGAGAAUCUGGUAGCGACUCCCGGCUUCCUGCAGCUCUCCGUGGAGGAUCUGAUGACGUUCAUAGAUUGCGACGAUCUAAACGUGCAACAGGAGAGAGCUGCUUUCGAAGCCGUCAUAAUCUGGAUCAACCAUUCGCCUCAGGACCGACAGGAGCACCUCCAAACCUUCCUGUCAAAAAUCCGUCUGUCUUUCAUGGACGGCCAGUACUUCACAGACCACGUCCUGGGGAAUGAACUAAUCAGGCAAAAUCGCAAACUCUUCAACCACCUGAUCCAAAGCAUGAAGCAGAUGCUGGACAUCCAACAGGGCAGACCCAUCAGGAUCUCCCCUUGCCCCCCCAGAGUUCCACGGGACGCCAUUGUGGCCAUCGGCGGCUGGAACAUCGAACAACCCACAAACGCCAUCGAGAUAUUCAACAAACACACCAAACGCUGGGUCCCCAUGCAGAACCCUGACCCUACCCCUCGCAGCUACCACGGGGCCUUCUUCUUGGGCGGCUGCGUCUACGUGAUCGGUGGGUUUGGCGGCGAAGACUCCUUUUGCACCAUGCACGAGUACGACCUGGUGAGACAGACCUGGCGUGAGUCUGCUCCCAUGCACGUCCGCCGCUGCUACGUGAGCGUGACCUUCCUGGACGGAUUCAUAUACGCCCUCGGAGGCUUCGACGGCCGCGAUCGGCUCCGGACCGCCGAGAGAUACAGCUCCGAGACCAACCAGUGGAGAAUGAUCGCCCCCAUGCACGAGCGGAGGAGCGACGCUAGCGCUGCCCCCCUGAACGGACAGAUCUACAUUUGUGGCGGCUUCACUGGAGACAUGUGUUUGAUGACUGCAGAGAGCUACAACCCGCAGCACGACCAUUGGACGAUGAUCCCACAGAUAAGCUCCCCACGCAGCGGCCUCUGCGUCGCUGCGUACGCCGGGGAGAUUUAUGUGAUCGGUGGCUUCAACGGCGUGAACCGCGUAACCUCAUUGGAAGCCUUUAACCCGGAGAAUAACCGCUGGCGCUUCCUGCCCGCCAUGACGCACCCUCGCAGUAACUUUGGGACGGCCGUGCUGGACGACGAGCUCUACGUGGUGGGAGGCUACAGCGGCGACUGCACCACUAACUCUGUGGAGAAAUACAACUUCAGGAGCGGAGAGUGGUCGUUCGUCAGCAGCAUGGAGGUGUCGCGCUCUGCCCUGAGCUGCUGCGUCGUCAGGCACCUGCCCAACAUGGCCGCUCUGUCCGGGACCACGCGUCUGGAGAAAUGA